CGCUCAGCGCCCGCCCCGCUGGGCCCGGGGGCUCCGGUCGCUCCCCUCAGGCGGGGAUGGCGGCGGAGGACGAGGCGGAGCUGAGCCUGCUGGAGUGCCGGGUGUGCUUCGAGCCGUACGGCCCCGACGGGCAGCGGCGGCCGCUCAACCUGCCCUGCGGGCACGUCCUCUGCCGGGGCUGCGUGGGGGCCCUGGCCGGCGCCGAGCGCCAGAGGCUGGAGUGUCCCUUCUGCCGGCGGCUCUGCGGCCCGGCCGAGACCAGCGACUGCCGCCCGCUGCUGCAGCUGCUGGAGCUCCUGGGCCCCGCCGGCGGCGGCCUCGCCUCGGCCCUGGGCAGGAGCGGCGGAGGGGCGGCGGCGGCGGCGCCCGCGGGGCUCGGGCUGCGGCUGUGCCUGGGGGGCUGGGGGUCGCUGGUGAACCCCACCGGGGUGGCGGCCUGCCCCGGGUCGGGCGGCCUGGCAGUGGCACACGACGGCAAGAAGAGGAUCCACGUCUUCGGGCCGAGCGGGUUCUGCCUGCGGCGGUUCGGGGAGCGGGGGGACGCGAGCAACGACAUCAAGUAUCCGCUCGAUGUGACCGUCACGUCGGACGGGCACGUGGUGGUCACCGACGGCGGGGACUGCUCCGUGAAGGCCUUCGAUUCUGAGGGAAGGGGGGUGCUGGCGGUCCGGGAAAGCUUCUGUUUGCCCUGGGGCUUGGAUGCCACCCCCGGGAGCGAAGUAAUCCUGACCGACUCGGAGGCCGGCGCGCUCUACCGCUUGGCGGCCGACUUCCAAAGGGGGGAAUUGAGGAAGUGCCAGAUGAUCCGGUCCCGGCUCGUCAGCCCCAGGGCGGUUGCAGUCUGCCAGACCUCGGGUGCUGUCGUGGUAGUAGAGCACCUGAAAGCUCGAGGUGCGAGCAGGGGCAGCACCCGAGUGACGAUAUUCAGUGCGGAGAUGGAUCUCAUCGGCCAGGUGGACAGCUUCGGCCUGAACCUCGUUUUCCCCUCCAGAAUAUAUGCUACGGCUGUGGCCUUUGACAAAGAAGGUCGUGUUAUAGUAACAGAUGUUUGUAGCCAGGCUGUCAUAUGCUUAGGGAAACCUGAGGAAUUUCCCGUCUUUAAUCCUCUAAUUAGCCACGGGCUUUGUUAUCCUGUCGGACUGACUUACACGGCAAACAAUUCCCUCGUCGUUUUAGACAGCGGUGAUCAUUCAGUGAAGUUGGUAUUUUUCAGACUUCUCUACUGCCUGGCCAGACAGCAAGUGCCUUUGGAAGAACCAGAAAUCCUCUUGGCUGUUCUGCAAUACAAACUGCAUGGCCCUGAGCAGGAGCCCAGCUGGGAGGUCAGGAAGGAAAUUUACUCAGAGAAGGAGACCCCUGGAUUAUAUAUGCCUUUCUAGAUGCCAAGGAGAUGCCUGCCUUUGAUAGAACCAAUUAGAUAACACUUCCUUUGGGGGACUGCUGUGUGUCAAAAUGCAUGCAAUGCCACCAAUGCUGUAUUCAUACAUAAUUAAUACUUUGUCACAGUAACACUUCCUCUGAACCAUGGGCUGUGAGCUUUCAUAUUCUCAAACCUUUGUGUGCACCAGGAGCUUGUUUUUGCUACUAAAUUCAUGGAUGGGAAAAUUUCCUAGGACCUACUGCCAUGUAUGCAACUUUCCAGCGGCUAAAAUGCUGAUUUUUAAACAUUUGACUCAUACUGUUUUAAAAUCUAUAAAAACUCCCAUUGUUGCCCAUUCUGUUCCUGACUCCUUUGGUAACUAGAAGUCACUUGAUUUUUGGGUUUGUAAGCAAAAUAAACUUUGGGACUUUAUUCUACCUAAUAGAAUUGUUUUUUCUUUGUGCCAUCUCCUGCAGUCCCUGCUUUACCUACCUACUAAAAGCAAACUUCUGUGAACAUUGCAACUUUUCUUUUUACUCUACAGCUUGGUGCUUAGUGUUGUACAACACUGAAUCGAAGGAACCAUUACAUUCUGCCUUAAUUAAUUUGAUGCAGGUGCCUAAAUUGAGAAGCCGUAAUGAACUAUAUAAAACCAAAUAUUAAAAAUUUUUAAUUCUUUGGUGCUGAAGGGAAAAUGCAGCAGUAAAGCUGAAAUCUUUCUUUUGACACAAAAUCUUAUGUCCUGAGAGAAGGAUGGCAAAUAUUGAAGGGCCCAUGGUUGAACUGAUUCUUUAGGUUUGGGAUCUGACUGGAUGUGCUUACAAUGGGGAUAGCUAGAUAGUGCUUACCUUUGGAAAAGAGUGGUGGCCAUUCCAUUUUGAAAGGAACACAGGACUGUGUCUAGAUGCUUCAGUGACAGUUAGUGUUGAGUUUAUUUAAUUUUUUUUAUGGAUUCAUCACCUUUGCUUAACUUUCUGCACCUCAUGCUCUAGCCAUUGGAUUAAAACCAA
Passer montanus (Eurasian tree sparrow) is the source of this 2370-nucleotide messenger RNA. RefSeq names its product NHL repeat containing E3 ubiquitin protein ligase 1 (gene NHLRC1). Gene Ontology annotation, biological process: proteasome-mediated ubiquitin-dependent protein catabolic process; protein polyubiquitination; negative regulation of translation. The record is from RefSeq and is a predicted model, not a curated record. Lineage: Eukaryota; Metazoa; Chordata; Aves; Passeriformes; Passeridae. Gene Ontology annotation, molecular function: protein binding; ubiquitin protein ligase activity; translation repressor activity. The coding region runs from base 57 to 1379 and encodes 440 amino acids. The transcript has 2 exons.